AUGUCGGACGACCCCAGACCGGUGACUCAUCCCGAACGUGACUGGUACUAUCAACCGAGGACCUAUGUUAACUUUUCGCAGGACUCGAAUACCGUGCAUAACGCUGACGAUUCAGAAAAGGGUGAACCACCAUCACAAGCAAAUUAUCAAUUGAACUCAAUCAGUAAAAAAAAUCCAACUACUGCUACCCGAGUUCCUUCCCGACCAAGCGUCAAAACAGCAUACUUUUACCAAGAUGGUGAUUUGAAUGGACAAACCAUCCGGUUGGCAAUUCAUCCUAAUCGUUAUCGAAGCUUGGAAGCUUUGUUGGGUGAAUUGACAGAAAAGAUGCCUAAUUUGCCAUCUGGCGCACGAGCCAUCUUUACCCCGCAAGGCAGAGAUAAAGUUCGCUCGUUGGCCGAUUUACAGAACAACGGACACUAUAUUUGUUCCGAACGCAGUGUCAAUCCACGAGGUGUUCAAAUGGACCGUUUGCUCCCACCGUGGCGUUGGGGCACACAAGAGUAUAAUCGCACAACCUCGAGAAAAAAUGGCUCACCCACUCGUGUCAGACUUAAAACUGAGACAAAUUUGAACGGCAAAGAUUCUACGUUCGUAGAAACGUCCAAGAACAACAAAAUUCCGGAUUCCAUGCGUACACAGAAAAACAAACUCACCCUACCCCCAAUCGAACAGACAAAUGGAAUACGAAGUGAUCCAGUUUCACCCGGAUACCCGGAAAGCCUGAAUUCGCACACGACACUUUUGAACGAAUCUAGAAAGAUCUGCGUCAGACUGGAUGGAUCACAACAGUUGCGUCGCACUGUACUCCUUCGCAGACGUCAUGUGCGCAAUAUGAGCCAAGUGUUACACGAGCUGAGUGAGCUUUUCGGUAUGACUGUACAAAAAGUGUACACAAUUGAUGGAAAACCGAUCGUCACAGUGGAAGAUUUAAUCAACGGACCAGAGGAAAUCGUGGCAAGCGGGUCGGAACGACUGGUAUCCCGACCGUUACAGAAUGCCACAUCCAGUCCUAACAUUAAUCAUUUCAGUCGUGAUGCAACAGACAGUAAAGACCGAACGGACGAAAUUAUAUCUCGAUCGCGUAAACUGGACUGGUCAGUACCACGUCAAACGAUUACUGCAUCUUACGCUCAGCGAAACCGAAGCCUCACGCGCACCGGUGUGACGACAAGUACUUGGAUAGUGCACAUCACUUCGGCCAAAGUUCAUCCGGACACAGAUGAACCGUAUUUGACUGCGUGCACCGGCAGAGUUGUCCUAUCAGUGUGCAGUCGAUAUCAGACAACUCAAUCGGUUCUAUUACGUUCGGCCUAUGUGAGAACUCUCCCUGAUCCAAGUGGUGAAGACACAAGAGAAGGGCUCAAUCUACCCAACGGGGUGCACAAAGAUGAGCUUGAACCGACUCCUUUUCGACCAGGUUGUACCGAUCGAUUUGAGAUUCUAUUGCCAAAUGUCAUGGAGAUAUACAAAAUUCGUCUUAGCCAUGAUGGAUCUGGUAGCUAUCCAGAGUGGUUACCGGCCGAGGUUCGUAUGCGUCCAGUAAACAACGAUCAGACUAACGCAUCCAUCUCAUCUCGUCUCCCGCCGUAUGCAAAUCGGUACUUGCGUGUCGGAACUUCCAUGCCACCCGGUUCUGUGAGCACCGGCAGCGUGGAACUACGAUUCCCAUGCAUGCAAUGGCUAUCUCGGACCAAAUCAGAUGGAAGUUUAGUUCGUGAGGUAGCUGCACCUGGGACUCAUUCACGAGAUCUACGUAUCCCCGGUAGAUCGAAUACGAAAGCAACCACGAUGGAUACAUUACCGAUGACACUGCUACAAGGCGAAAGGGCGCCAGUGAUUCGAUAUCAGUUACGUGUGACUACGGGUACCUUGUGGAAUGCCGGGACAGAGGCAAGUAUGAAUGUGAUGCUUCAAGGUGAUCGAGGGGACACUGGAAUGCGCACACUGUGGAAUCCGGAAACAAAGAAUCGUGAUGCAUUUGCACGCGGAAAAGUCAGUAAUUUCACGAUUGAGGCAGUCGCGCUUGGACGACUUCGCCGCUUAUCUAUUUGGUUGGAUUCCAGUUCCGCGGACAGCAUGGAUGAUGAUGCAUCGCAGUGGUAUUUGGAGAAUAUCCUCGUUCGCGAAAUGCGAACUAACCGGACCGCAAAGGAACAACACGCGGAAGGAAUUAUUGAUCAUCCGCUGACUCGCGGUUGGAGUUGUUUUCCUUGUUACCAGUGGCUUGGAAUCGGAACUCGACCGGGUUCGUUGCAAGUACAGUUGAUCGCUAGUGCCGGAAGCGGUAAUCUGAGCUCAGAAUUGAUUGAGACUACCAGCUUGAUCAAUCAGGAAGACAUAUGGUGGCAAUCGGAGAAGUGGAAAUUCCGACCGGGGAUGCAGUUGGUGUUUUACAGUUACGUAACCGGUGCACCUCUUCAGGUCAACUCGGUCAAAGGUGGACAAAUUGAAGCACAGGUCGAGGCUUCAGGGGCAAAGAAAGUAGUUACGCCUGCAGAAAUGCAACCUUACCCGGAAUUUGAGUACUCGGAAAACUCAGACUAUAAACAACCUCUUCAAGUAAAAUCUGUCGACGCCUACAUUGAAAAAGGCAAUUGCAAUAAUUUAAUCAAUGAUCGAUCCGGCAAAGAAAUAUCGGAAUUUCGUAUUCGAUCUCAACCGGAUCAUUGGAUUGUGUUGGAAGCCGUCCGGCCGUCGGUAGAACGGAUGCCGACUCACGUGUACGUGGGUCCAGAAGGUCACAUUGUCAGUGGUGCAUCAGGUCCGUUGUCGGUGCCAGGGAAGUUGCUCAUGGCUUACGCUAAAGGUGUACUAAGAGACCAAGCAAUUGUGUGGCUUUGCACAAGCGCUUCACAAACGCUGGCGCUUCAAAUUCGUCCCGGCAGCAUACCAUCCACAGAAUCCGAUGGUCCCUGUGGCAGACGUUCUUGGACAUUUGAGUUACGAGCCACGGGGCCCCGAAAUCCGGAUGCAUACUGGCGAGUGGUAAAGCUGGGAAGGCGAGUACGGCUGUUUGAGGCGUUAGCUUGGCCUGGCCACUAUCUGCGCGUUACUCAUGGUGAAGUGAAUGUCCUGGGUUCUGGUGCCUCGGACUGUCAGUUUCUAAUCACACGUUUUCGUGCACAAGGCUUCAUUUGUCUAUCUCCGGCAAGUGACACAUCCAAAUUUCUGGGUAUGGAAGACGACGGACAGGUACGACUUUUCUCCGAGCAACAUAAUGGAUCCACUCGAUUCUAUCCGGAAUUGGUAAAAGCUGGAGUUCAGCUCAGUCCGGAUUUUUUCCGUGAAAAGCCGCCAGAACCAGGAAAUACAGACACAGUCUCGUCAACAUCGUUGUGUGCCAGUAGACGCCUAUCAAAAUUUUCCACUGUGGAGACUGUACAGGCAAAAGAAUCGAAAUUCGAAAGAAACACGCCAAGUCCAUCACAGACAAGCGAACGGAACGUUUCUGCUCAAUCUUCCAAGUCUCCUUCAGAAAAAGCACCUAUAGUUUCAGAACGUGACUGGAAAGUGUCAAUCGUCACUGCACAAGAAGCGCAAAAUUGUAGCGUCAUUCUCGUUGUUUAUGGACUGAAAGCGAACUCCGGACCCAUUCUUAUCGGUCGCUCAGACGACGAGGAAAAAAAGCUAUUUCGCACGAACAGCACAGAUGGUUUCAUGGUCAUCCUUGAAAACUGCGUUGUUGAUCAGAAACUGUCCUUCGACUUUUCUGGUCGAGCGUUUGGAAGGACUGACAAUUUCUGUCAGUAUUGCCGCGAACAGUUGUGCGAAGAUUUGGUCAACGGGGCAAAUCGCGAAACGGAAACGGAAUCGCUCGCCGAUAACUUGAGCAAAUUCGGACUUGAUCAAGCCACCAUUGAGCUGAACGAGAUACGCACUGGCCUCAUGCAUUAUCGUGUGCGGUUAGAAUUGCAAGCGGAGCUGGGAUGGACCGUUGAUCAAGCCUUAUUUGAGCCGCAUAUCAGUUUGGUCGGGAAGUACGGAGAUACAGGACGUCGGCUGACUCCACUGAUAGAGCCCACCUCAAUCAAGCCAAGUGAAACGGAGCGCUGUUGGCUGUUCGAAACUGAAAUCGAGGCAGUCUACCUGGGUGAACUGUCCAGAUGCCUGCUGGGUCCGGUCGACGUGAACACCGUGUACACGGAUGAAGAACGUAGUGGCCCAAUGUGUACACGAGUUUUAGUUUGGGAUCCUGUCAACCAGUUUCUAUAUUUUUUUCAAGCUGGAACAUGGCUUUUGGGAUCUCGGAGUGGACAAAUUCACGAGGUUCAUCUGAACGUGGCAGAAAUCCGUCCUACCAGAACAUGUAACACCAUCUCUGAAGAAACGGAAAAGAAUGAGGCGCUCCAUGCUCUGUAUGAGGACGCUCACGCCCUCGUUGCGGCAAUCAUUGAGAAAGCUCAGACCAAUUUGAUGACCUUCGAGCAAUGGAGUGAGUGA
Echinostoma caproni is the source of this 4443-nucleotide messenger RNA. Lineage: Eukaryota; Metazoa; Platyhelminthes; Trematoda; Plagiorchiida; Echinostomatidae. The record is from the annotation of a GenBank genome assembly.